This is a messenger RNA of Microtus oregoni (creeping vole), 1996 nucleotides long. It is a transcript of the gene Kyat1, whose product is annotated as kynurenine aminotransferase 1. The record is from RefSeq and is a predicted model, not a curated record. Gene Ontology annotation, cellular component: mitochondrion; cytoplasm. Lineage: Eukaryota; Metazoa; Chordata; Mammalia; Rodentia; Cricetidae. Gene Ontology annotation, biological process: biosynthetic process. Gene Ontology annotation, molecular function: pyridoxal phosphate binding; L-kynurenine:2-oxoglutarate transaminase activity. The coding region runs from base 273 to 1655 and encodes 460 amino acids. The transcript has 14 exons.
CGCAGCUUCUGACGGUGUUCUUGGCGCCAUGUUGCUUCUGGGCAGAAGUGGCGCAUUUCGGGCUCCACCUCUUUAAAGGAACAGAGACGUUUGCAACCUUGGGACUACAUUUGGGGUCGCUGGAGAUUUGACGAAGCAUCGCAGUUCUUCGCUGAAGCAGACCUGUGUGUGGGACACAAGUCCCUGGCUUGGAGCCGUUUUCGGGCCUAGGCUGUCUGCCCUUCUCCUCUACCCUGGAGGGGAAGUCUGCAGUGCCUGUGGACCUGGGAGGCAUGCUCAGGAGCGCAGCAGCCAUCUCAGCGCCCCUGGUGUGGCCGCUCUGGGAAAGGAAGGCCGGAGCCUCGCUCACCCUCACCCGGUGUUUGCACCAGACUCUCAUCAUGGCCAAACAACUGCAGGCUCGAAGGCUGAAUGGAAUCGAUCACAACCCCUGGGUGGAGUUUAUCAGACUGGCCAAAGAAUAUGAUGUCGUGAACUUGGGCCAGGGCUUCCCCGACUUCUCACCUCCGGACUUUGCUGUGCAAGCUUUCCAACAGGCCACCAGUGGGGACUUCAUGCUCAACCAGUACACCAUGGCAUUUGGUUACCCACCGCUGACAAAGAUCCUGGCAAGUUUCUUUGGCAAGCUGCUGGGACAGGAGCUGGACCCACUCAAGAACGUGCUGGUAACAGUGGGUGCCUAUGGGGCCUUGUUCACAGCCUUCCAGGCCUUGGUGGACGAAGGAGAUGAGGUCAUCAUCAUCGAACCUGCCUUUGAUUGUUAUGAACCCAUGACUCUCAUGGCUGGAGGUCGGCCUGUGUUUGUGUCCCUGAAGUCGAGCCCUGCUGCUAAGGGACAAUUGGAAUCCAGCAAUGACUGGCAACUGGAUCCCACAGAACUGGCCAGCAAGUUCACACCUCGUACCAAGGCCCUGGUCCUCAACACACCCAACAACCCUCUGGGAAAGGUGUUCUCUAAGAAGGAGCUGGAGCUGGUGGCUGACCUGUGCCAGCAGCACAAUGUCCUGUGUAUCUCUGACGAGGUCUACCAGUGGCUGGUCUAUGAUGGGCACCAGCAUGUCAGCAUCGCCAGCCUCCCUGGCAUGUGGGAACGGACCCUGACCAUCGGCAGCGCAGGCAAAAGCUUCAGUGCCACCGGCUGGAAGGUGGGCUGGGUCAUGGGUCCAGAUCAGAUCCUGAAGCACCUGCGGACUGUGCACCAGAACUCUAUCUUCCACUGUCCCACCCAGGCCCAGGCCGCAGUAGCCCAGUGCUUUGAACGGGAGCAGCAACACUUCGGACAACCCAGCAGUUACUUCUUGCAGCUCCCGCAGACCAUGAAGCCAAACAGAGACCACAUGAUCCGCAGCCUGCAGUCAGUGGGCCUCAAGCCCUUGAUCCCCCAGGGCAGCUACUUCCUCAUUGCAGACAUCUCGGACUUCAAGAGCAAGAUGCCCGACCUGCCUGGUGCUGAGGAUGAGCCCUACGACAGACGCUUUGCCAAGUGGAUGAUCAAAAACAAGGGCCUGGUGGCAAUCCCUGUCUCCAUCUUCUUCAGUCAACCUCACCAGAAGGACUUUGACCACUACAUCCGCUUCUGUUUUGUGAAGGAUGAGGCCACACUCCAGGCAAUGGACGAGAGGAUACAGAAGUGGAAAAAGGAGCUCCAGCCCUGAGGUUCCCCAGCUGGGCCCUGUCUCAGGGAUGCCCUGGAGGGCCCCGCUCUGUGACUGGACAUACUCCCAGGAAAGAGGCCAUUGACUUGGGGGUUUCGGCAAUCUUUUCUCACAGUAUCUGGACUGCUGUCUUGGAUUGGGUCAUGUUCUACUCCCCUGUAGGUUAUUUUAGGGUCGUAGUUGUUUCUGGCCUCCCUGCCUGGGACAGUAAAGGAUGGAGUAUCAGGUUGGAGCCCCAGCCUUAACUUAGCCCCGCCCAGUUCUCAUGUGACCUCAAGAUAUUGCUUCGGGCUUGAUUGUUUUUGUUCCUAAUAAAGUUGUUAAGUUAUUAGAGCCCUCAA